UAAUAAUUAAAAUUAGCACCACACGUGGGCAAAAUUUUAGGACUUUAUCUCAUUUUGUCAUUUUCGAUCAUUUUCUCAUCUCCUCUGUGAUGGAAGGAAUAGAUGUAAGGAUCCCUAGAGCAAACGACAAAGUCUAUAAAGAAGAAUGCAUCUAUUCUUUUGAUACACCAGAGAGUGAGGAUGGUUUGUACGUCAGUUUGCAUUCCUUUUAUGGAGUUGGUAAGGACUGGUUGGAUCUUCACUCUCGUAAAACUGGAGAGAAUGUUUACUUGAACAUUAAGAGACGACCGAAGCCAAAACCUGUUGAGGAGGAGCAAGCAACAGACGAUCCUCCACCAGAGAAGAAACCGACUCGUUUAGCUAUUGGAGUUGAAGGAGGAUUUACUGGAGGAAUUGAAAAGGUUGAGUAUGAAGAGGAGUAUAAAUUACUCGUUAAUUCAAAGCCAAUCCCAUGGCCUUGUCCUGAUCUAAUUGUUCCUCCAAAGGUUCAGGAGAGUGUUAGUGGUGUAUUAGCUGCUGAGUCAGCAAGUAAACAGGAUCAGAUAGCAGCUUGGGAAGAACCCAUGAUAGUAUCAAGACAUGCCGAGACACUAAUUCAACUACCAACUGACAAGAAAGUCCCGAUAAGGUGAGAUACAA
This is a messenger RNA of Amphimedon queenslandica, 639 nucleotides long. RefSeq names its product ubiquitin carboxyl-terminal hydrolase 5-like. The transcript is spliced from 6 exons. The record is from RefSeq and is a predicted model, not a curated record. NCBI's taxonomy places the organism in Eukaryota, Metazoa, Porifera, Demospongiae, Haplosclerida, Niphatidae. Bases 90 to 632 code for a protein of 180 amino acids.